AUGAGCACUUCAAAUGAUACAUCGGCAUCUCUUAGUGACCGCCUCCUCGCCCUCUUCAAUACCAGCGUCGAUUCAAUCGAUACCUCAAUCGAGGCCUUAAUCGAUACCUCCUUCACCUCCAGCCCGCCAGCUUACGACGCCAUCAUUCACAGCACUCUCAACGAUAUGGAAUCCGUCUUCACUGAGUGGGAACAUGAUCACAACCUCAGCUUCAUCACCUCCGUCAUCCACAGACGCCGCACUCAGCUUCUCGAGACCGGUAGCUUCACCUCCGGCGAUGAGGACUUCCUUGCCUACCAUGCUCCACCCUCAGAGACCGCUUCUGAUGCCACUGAGCCCGACGUCCCCGAUGAUAUGCUGUGUACUAUCUGUGGGCGCCGCCAGAUCAGCGUCCAGUUCCGCGAUUGUGUCCAUGCGUCGUGCAAGGACUGUGCGAAGGGUAUGUGGCGUGCGAGAAUCCAGUACGACGGUCAUUUUCCAGACUAUUGGCAUUGCCCGUUGUGUAGGAGGUAUGUUUAUGAGGUGAAGGAGAUUCGUGCGAAGGAUGAUGAGGGUGAAGCUAGGGAAAUAGCAGUCAUGGAGUGGAUUUUGGAGGUUUCGAAGAGCGCAAAGGAGAUGGUUGUGGAUGUGCUGGAAUAG
This is a messenger RNA of Morchella sextelata, 639 nucleotides long. RefSeq lists its product as uncharacterized. The coding region runs from base 1 to 639 and encodes 212 amino acids. The record is from RefSeq and is a predicted model, not a curated record. The transcript has a single exon. NCBI's taxonomy places the organism in Eukaryota, Fungi, Ascomycota, Pezizomycetes, Pezizales, Morchellaceae.